UCACUAAGAGAUAAGGCAAGGGCUUGGCUGCAAUCACUUCCACUGGGCUCCAUCACUACAUGGGACCAACUCUCAGAAGCGUUCCUUGCUAAGUACUUCCCUCCGAGCAAAACAGCUCAAUUGAGAAAUCAGAUAACAACCUUCACUCAAAAAGAAGGGGAGUCAUUGUAUGAUGCAUGGGAGAGGUACAAGGAUCUUCUAAGGAUGUGUCCACAUCACGGGUUAGAGGAUUGGCUCAUAAUUCACACUUUCUACAACGGUCUUCUCUACAACACAAGGAUGACCGUGGAUGCUGCAGCGGGUGGUGCAUUGAUGAACAAAAGUGUACGAGAUGCAAAACAACUCAUAGAGGAUAUGGCACAGAAUCAUUUCCAGUGGUCAGGAUUGACACGAUUGACAUGGUGGUUAGAGAAGAUUUUACCAGAGAUAUCUCAAGUGAUCCACUUGAGAAAUGUUUAGUAAAGAAUGGGGUACCAGAUGAUGAUGAUCAGGAAAUAACUUCCUAUGUUACAAUGCUUGAUGAAAAGCCAACCUACACCAAAACCACCUACAUCAAAGAACCUGAUAUAGUGGUCGAAAUUGCAAGGGGGCUGAAUGACCAGGUUGUGUCUGUAAACACAGCUGUGUCAAAAAGCAGCAGAAACAGCCCAGAACAGGUUUGUGAAGAGAAAACUGCACCUGGGAAGAUGCUGAAUAAUGAUUCCACACGGCCAUGGUGUGUCCGUAGACACAGUCGUGUCAAAAAGCAGCAGAAGAAGUCUAGAACCAGUCCAUUUCCACCAGUUGAAGUGGAACAUAAGGCACAUUGGGCUAUCUAGAGCAUUCAUUUAGAUUUGAAAGAAUCAGGGGAACAGAGAAAGCUUCAACCAAAUGAACUUGAUGAAUUGAGAUUGGAUGCGUAUGAGAAUGCCAAGAUUUACAAAGAAAGAACAAUGAAGUGGCAUGAUCAACAUAUCCUCCGUAAAGAGUUUACAGAAGGAGACUUGAUACUUCUACUUAAUUCCCGACUCAAGCUUUUUCCGGGCAAACUUUGUUCGAGGUGGUCUGGACCAUUCCAAGUGUGCAAGAUAUACCCAUUUGGGGCUGUCGAAGUAUGGAGUGAAGCCACGGGAUCUUUCAAGGUCAAUGGACAGUGAUUAAAGUAUUAUUUCACAGGAACUCCGAUCGAGAAGUUGGGUACUUUUACCCUUCCCGAUUCAUCAUCAUUGUGAGCAUUGAAGGGGUCGAGCUCAUGACCAUAAACAAGCGCUUCUUGGGAGGCAACCCAAGUUUCUCUUUCAUUUUAUUUUUCCUUUUAGUUUUUUUAAAUUAUUAGUUUUCAUGACAUGUAAUCAAGUUUCCGUGAACUGGUGUGUAGGUGAAUGACAAAAGGAAAAUAGGUAACAGAGAGUUCAAGGCUAAAGAGGACAGAAGGAAAAAUAGUGAAAACACAGUUUACACGGCUAGGCCGUGUCCACCAACACAGCCGUGUAGCAGUCGGGACAGUCUUCAUCUCAUUUCCAGAGUCUACCACACCCUG
This is a messenger RNA of Asparagus officinalis (garden asparagus), 1519 nucleotides long. RefSeq lists its product as uncharacterized. NCBI's taxonomy places the organism in Eukaryota, Viridiplantae, Streptophyta, Magnoliopsida, Asparagales, Asparagaceae. The transcript is spliced from 2 exons. Bases 177 to 818 code for a protein of 213 amino acids. The record is from RefSeq and is a predicted model, not a curated record.